This is a messenger RNA of Zea mays, 1214 nucleotides long. RefSeq names its product expansin-A31. Gene Ontology annotation, biological process: plant-type cell wall organization. Bases 143 to 916 code for a protein of 257 amino acids. Gene Ontology annotation, cellular component: extracellular region. Lineage: Eukaryota; Viridiplantae; Streptophyta; Magnoliopsida; Poales; Poaceae. The transcript is spliced from 2 exons. The record is from RefSeq and is a predicted model, not a curated record.
CGACACGCCUUGUGCAUCUCAUUCCACACAAGCUCAGGAAACGUACGUACCCGAUCAGGCCAUUCCGCACAGCCACGCCGGCCUCACCCGCUCCUUCUCACGAACACACACCUCGCCAUUCCCUGCAUCGACGACGUGCUCCAUGUACAUGGAUACGUCGUCCAGAUCCCUCGUCUUGUGCACACUAGUCCUCGCAGCCUGCCAUGGGCUCGCGGCCGCAGGCUGGUCUCAGGGCACCGCGACGUUCUACGGCGACGCCGACGGCUCCGGCACGAUGGGUGGCGCCUGCGGGUACGGCAACCUGUACAACGCGGGCUACGGCAUCAACAACGCGGCGCUGAGCCAGACCCUGUUCAACGACGGCGCGUCGUGCGGGCAGUGCUACCUCAUCACCUGCGACGCGUCACGGCCCGGCGGGCAGUACUGCAGGCCCGGCAGCAACUCCGUCACGGUGUCCGCCACCAACCUGUGCCCGCCCAACUACGGCCUCCCCGGCGGCGGGUGGUGCGGCCCGGGCCGGCCCCACUUCGACAUGUCGCAGCCGGCGUGGGAGCGCGUCGGCGUCGUGCAGGGCGGCAUCGUCCCCGUCCUGUACCAGCAGGUCGCGUGCGCCCGCCGGGGCGGCGUGCGCUUCGCCAUCGCCGGCUCCGCCUACUACCUGCUCGUCAACAUCCAGAACGUCGGCGGCAGCGGUUCGGUCAAGGCCGCCUCGGUCAAGGGCGACCGCACCGCGGGGUGGGUCCAGAUGUCCAGGAACUGGGGCGCCAACUGGCAGGCGCUGUCUGGCCUCGUCGGCCAGGGCCUCAGCUUCGCCGUCACCACCACCGGCGGCCAGUACCUUCAGUUCCUCUACGUCGUGCCCGGGUGGUGGCAGUUCGGCAUGACCUUCGCCACCAACCAAAAUUUCGCCUACUGAUAAAACAUGAGAAAAUGCACCGUGUGCAUUGCGUGCUCGUGAUUUUGACAGAGCUACGUACCUGCACUUGCCAUUGCAUCCUCGGUGACCACCUGAGAUCGAUGACUGGCCUUCUUCCCGACUGCAGGAGGUGCGCGCCAUGUAUAAUUUCGAAUUUCACCCUCUAUGUCGUACCAACUUCAUUUCUAAAUUAAUAUUGUAGCUUUUCAGUCUUAGAUCCUAUUUAUAUAUAAGUGCAUUGUGUGUGUAAACAUUAUCUAUAAAUACAGUGUAAACCUUGUUUUAUUUUAUAUGGACA